Messenger RNA from Stereum hirsutum FP-91666 SS1, 666 nucleotides. RefSeq lists its product as uncharacterized. The record is from RefSeq and is a predicted model, not a curated record. The transcript is spliced from 11 exons. Bases 1 to 666 code for a protein of 221 amino acids. NCBI's taxonomy places the organism in Eukaryota, Fungi, Basidiomycota, Agaricomycetes, Russulales, Stereaceae.
AUGAGGAUGGUAAUGAGUGACUCCAACUUUACCCCAGAAAACCUCGCUGUUCAGUUCAACCUCCAGCUUUUCGCGACCUAUGUUAUCCUGAGUGGCAUUGUUGCUUGGAUAUACGAUUUCAUACUCACAUUCACCGUCGAGUCAUAUUUGUCUCGCCAUAAGAAUCUCUGGCAGUAUCAUUGGGUCGACUUCCUUGUGCCGUUAUUCCUGACAGCGAUAGUCUUCCUUAUGCUGGCCUUCGACUCCCUUAUCUUCGUCUUGACGUCUAUCAAGACGGUGCAGCAAGCCCGAGAGAUGCGCCAUUUCAGGCAGCAGAGCAUCACGCACCUUCUUGUUCGUGAUGGCACAGGAUACUUUGUCGGCGUUGCAGUUGCUGUCCCUCAAGUAUUUGAAGCGUCCGACCCUGGUGAAUCGGUAGCAGCCGCAGCAAACCAUUUCCUAUUCCUCAUGGCCCCGUUCUUUGACGUCUUUAUACCAAACAUGCUUGUGAGCAGGCUGUAUCUUAACCUCAAGGCCUACGAUGGAACACGGCUCCCAAGCCACGCAAGACACGGGCUCUUUACAGAGUGGUCCAGUGAAAGUAGAGUGCUUGGAAAUAUUGGAGCUCCUCUCCAUUUUCCAGGCACGGAUGAGGAUGAUAUAGACGCCGAUGGUAGUGAGGGAUAA